This is a messenger RNA of Tarenaya hassleriana, 2809 nucleotides long. RefSeq names its product phospholipase D alpha 1. Lineage: Eukaryota; Viridiplantae; Streptophyta; Magnoliopsida; Brassicales; Cleomaceae. The coding region runs from base 119 to 2551 and encodes 810 amino acids. The transcript is spliced from 4 exons. The record is from RefSeq and is a predicted model, not a curated record. Gene Ontology annotation, biological process: phospholipid catabolic process; phosphatidylcholine metabolic process. Gene Ontology annotation, cellular component: plasma membrane. Gene Ontology annotation, molecular function: calcium ion binding; D-type glycerophospholipase activity.
AUUUAGCUUCUCCACACAAAAGCAGCUCUCUCUCCAUCUUCAAUCACGGAUCAGAUCCUCAAUUUCUUCCUCUGACCUCUUUCGAUCUUCUCCGAACUGGAAAAUUUCUCGGUGAGAAAUGGCACAACGUUUGCUUCACGGAACUCUCCAUGCUACGGUCUAUGAGAUUGACCAUCUCCAUGGUGGUGGAGGCAGAUCAGGUUUCUUCGGACAGCUUCUGGCAAAUGUGGAAGAGACCAUUGGUGUUGGCAAAGGUGAGACCCAGCUGUAUGCUACGGUUGAUCUGGAGAAGGCAAGAGUUGGGAGAACCAGGAAGAUCAAAGAUGAUCCCAACAGCCCCAAGUGGAACGAGUCGUUUCAUAUAUACUGCGCCCACAUGGCUUCCAACAUUAUUUUCACCGUUAAGGAUGCUAACCCCAUUGGUGCAACCCUGAUCGGACGAGCAUAUGUACCUGUUGAAGAAAUCUGGGAUGGUGAAGAAGUGGAGAAGUGGGUCGAGAUUUUGGAUACGAACCGAAACCCCAUCAAAGGAGAUUCAAAAAUCCGUGUUAGGCUUCAGUAUUUCGAUGUUACAAAGGAUCGAAACUGGAACAGGGGAAUCCGAAGUGCCAAAUUUCCGGGAGUCCCUUACACAUUCUUCUCCCAGAGAAAAGGCUGCAAAGUAUCUCUGUACCAAGAUGCCCAUAUUCCGGAGAACUUUGUUCCUCGUAUCCCUCUUGCGGGCGGGAAGAACUACGAGCCUCACAGAUGUUGGGAAGACAUUUUUGAUGCAAUUACAAAUGCGAAACAUUUGAUCUACAUUACCGGUUGGUCUGUUUACACUGAAAUCGCUUUGGUGAGGGACUCGAGAAGGCCGAAGCCGGGAGGCGAUGUGACCCUUGGAGAGCUACUCAAGAAGAAGGCCAGCGAAGGUGUUAGGGUUCUUUUGCUUGUCUGGGACGACAGAACAUCUGUCGAUGUGCUGAAAAAAGAUGGUCUGAUGGCUACACACGACGAAGAAACCGAGAAUUUUUUCCGGGGAACCGAUGUCCACUGUGUUCUCUGCCCUCGUAACCCCGAUGAUGGUGGUAGCAUUGUCCAAAACCUGCAGAUCUCUACCAUGUUCACGCAUCACCAGAAGAUUGUAGUUGUAGACAGCGAAAUGCCAAGCGGGUCAUCAUCCCAGAUGAGGAGAAUCGUGAGUUUUGUCGGAGGUAUUGAUCUCUGUGAUGGAAGGUACGACACUCCGUUCCAUUCCUUGUUCAGGACAUUGGACACUGCCCAUCAUGAUGACUUCCAUCAGCCAAACUUCACUGGCGCUGCCAUCACUAAAGGAGGUCCAAGGGAACCGUGGCACGACAUCCAUUCCCGUCUCGAAGGACCUGUUGCUUGGGAUGUCUUGUACAAUUUCGAGCAGAGAUGGAGACAGCAAGGCGGCAAAGAUAUUCUGGUUAACAUGAGAGAGCUCGGUGAUAUCAUUAUCUCGCCUUCUCCCGUUAUGUACGAGGAAGACCAUGAAACCUGGCAUGUCCAGUUGUUUAGAUCCAUCGAUGGUGGAGCUGCUUUUGGAUUUCCCGAGUCUCCGGAAGAAGCUGCCAAAUCCGGUCUAGUGAGUGGAAAGGAUAAUAUCAUCGAUCGCAGUAUCCAGGAUGCGUACAUCAAUGCCAUUAGACGGGCCAAGGAUUUCAUCUACAUCGAAAACCAGUACUUCCUUGGAAGCUCUUUCGCUUGGACCGCCGAUGGGAUCAAACCCGAGGACAUCGACGCUCUCCACUUGAUUCCGAAAGAGUUAUCGCUCAAGAUUUGUAGCAAGAUCGAGGCGGGAGAGAGGUUCACCGUUUAUAUCGUCGUUCCAAUGUGGCCCGAAGGGAUCCCAGAGAGCGGAUCUGUCCAAGCUAUACUGGACUGGCAGAAGAGGACCAUGGAGAUGAUGUAUACCGACAUUAUUCAGGCCCUCAGAUCCAAGGGGCUCGAGGAGGAUCCAAGAAACUACUUGACGUUCUUCUGCCUCGGAAACCGGGAGGUGAAGAAAGAAGGAGAGUACGAGCCUUCCGAGAAACCCGACCCCGACACAGAUUACAUCCGGGCACAAGAAGCGCGUCGCUUCAUGAUCUAUGUCCACACCAAAAUGAUGAUCGUGGACGACGAGUACAUCAUUAUCGGAUCAGCCAACAUAAACCAGAGAUCAAUGGAUGGAGCAAGAGACUCGGAGAUAGCAAUGGGAGGGUACCAACCUUAUCACUUGUCGACAAGACAGCCAGCUCGCGGGCAGAUCCACGGAUUCCGUAUGUCUCUGUGGUACGAACACCUCGGAAUGCUUGACGAGACCUUCCUCGAUCCAUCGAGUAUGGAAUGCGUCCAGAAAGUUAACCGUGUCGCCGACAAAUACUGGGACCUCUACUCAAGCGAGGCACUCGAGCACGACCUCCCAGGACACCUUCUCCGUUACCCCAUCGGCGUUUCAAGCGAAGGGAACGUCACCGAGCUUCCGGGUUUCGAGUUCUUCCCUGACACUAAGGCACGUGUUCUCGGGGCCAAAUCUGACUACUUGCCUCCCAUCCUCACGACCUAAUCCGGCUCCCCUUUCUAGUAAUAAAUCUCUGUCGUCUCUCCCGCUCGCUUGCAUUAGCUUUGGUAAUAAAUCAGGUAGCAGCUUGAAGAACUAAUAAGUUAUCAUUUUGGGUUGAUGUUUUACUGCGUUUGUUUUUCCGAUUUGCUUGGAUGAGGGCAUGGAGAGAAUGUAGCUUUGGUGAGUCGUGACCUCUGUCUUUGGUACUAAUUACCCUUCAACCUAUGGAUUUAUGAAUCUCUAUCGAUCUUUUUGUGCAUG